GGAAACGUUGACCCCACUAAGAAACGGAACUUUGUAAGCAGAAGCAACCGGCUCCUCUGCCACAAACUUCUUCUGAGCGUAUCGGACACGGAAGGCUAAUAAUGAUAAUAAUGCAUCUCCUGGAGACAGAGACAGUGGUUUAAAAUGAUAUUACCUCCCGGGUUUAAUAUACGCAAUGUGUUCAGGCUUUGAAUUUCCGAUUGCGAUGCGAACCGGUUUCAAUUCUGCGCAAACUCGAGCGUCAGACAAAGCAGUUUUUACUUGAGCACGUGAUUUUAAGAGCUUCCCAUGGACUGUGUAACAGCAAAGUCCAUUUUUUCGGCGUUCUUGGGUAAAUCGUGACAGUUUCGAUGUGACCUGGAUUCCUCUAUAGUAGAUUAAUGGGAGCGAUCGCAGGGGCUGCCGUGAAAGCGGAAUAGCCCCUUCCUCACCGAGAUACUCGUGGCCGACGCGGGGUGGAGGCCCCUGCUGCUCUGAUUGCUGCUCUCAGAGCAGCGCAGCGGUUGGGUGCUAGGGGGCGCCAUGGAGUCGCUGCGCUGGGUGCAGCAUCAGUGUCGGCGCCUGCUGUUCCCCGAGUCAGGACUGAGCUGGUACUCGCCUGCAGAUUCGCCCCCCCAAAAAAACAGGACCACCAGUGGGGACUCACCCGCUUACAAGCCUGCUGGCAAAAGGCGCAUGGUCAUUGCCCGCCAAGGCCCAUACCAGGAUGAGUACUGCAGCAUCUCCAAGGGUUACCAAGGCAACCGCAUCCGUACCACCAAGUACAACCUCCUCAGCUUCAUCCCAAUGAACUUGUUUGAACAGUUUCACAGGAUUGCCAAUCUGUACUUCCUGUUCCUGGUGCUGCUGAACUGGGUGCCAGUGGUGGAGGCUUUCCAGAAGGAGAUCACCAUGAUCCCCCUUGUGGUCGUGCUCGGCAUCAUCGCCUUCAAGGACGCCCUGGAAGACUUCCGCCGCUAUCGCUUCGACAAAGUGAUCAACAACAACACCACCAAAGUUUACUGCGGGAAGCAGAGGCGAUACGUGGACAAGUGUUGGAAAGACGUGUGUGUGGGCGACUUCGUUCAGCUGGCCUGCAACGAGAUCAUCCCGGCCGACAUGGUGCUGCUGCAGUCCUCUGAUCCGGACGGCGUUUGCCACAUCGAGACGGCCAACCUGGACGGAGAGACUAACCUGAAGCAGAGGCAGGUGGUGCGGGGCCUGGCCAAGCAGGGUUCUGAUGUGAUUCCCGAAAAUUUUGACAGUCGGAUUGAGUGUGAAUGUCCCAACAAUGACCUGAACCGCUUCCGAGGACUUUUGGAAAACCCCAAUAAAUUGCGAGUGGGUUUGUGCAACGAUAACCUCCUGCUGAGAAGUUGCACUGUCCGCAACACCGAGACCGUCAUCGGCAUUGUCGUCUAUGCUGGCCAUGAUACCAAGGCGAUGAAGAACAACAGCGGGCCGCGGUAUAAACGCAGCAAGCUGGAGAGGAGGCUGAACACUGACGUCCUGUGGAGCGUGGUGCUGCUCCUUGUGAUGUGCCUGACUGCAGCCAUAGGUCACGGCUUAUGGUUGAGCGGCCUGAAAAAUCCUGCAUUCAUUAUUCCUGAUGGCACUUCCCCUGUCUUAGCUGGAUUCUACUUGUUCUGGACCAUGAUCAUAGUCCUGCAGGUGCUGAUUCCCAUCUCCCUCUACGUUUCCAUCGAGAUUGUCAAGCUGGGUCAGAUAUACUUCAUCCAGAAUGACGUAGACUUCCACAGUGGGCGCCUGGCCUCAGGUGUCCAGUGCCGGGCACUGAACAUCACAGAGGAUCUGGGCCAGAUCCAGUACGUCUUCUCCGACAAGACCGGCACGCUCACAGAGAACAAGAUGGUGUUCUGCCGCUGCAGCAUCGCGGGCGUGGAGUAUCCUCACGAGGACAAUGCACAGAGGCUGGAGCUCUAUCGUGAUCAGGACUGUGACGACGACGACGACGACGACGACUGCCAUCCUACAGUGAAGGUGAAGUCGCGGUCCAGCCUCAGGUCGCUCAGCUGCCGCUCUCUGAACUGCAACCACAGCUCAGUGUCCCUGCACACCCUCACUGGCUGUGAAAUCGAGCCCGGCCUUCAGACGGAGCCUCUGGAUGGAGCUGCCCCUCGCCAGGUAGCCUUCAGCAGUCACAUGGAGAAGGACGUCAUCCCUGAUCCACAGCUCCUCCACAAGCUGGCUCAGCUCUCGUCCCCAACACUCCCUCUGCUGGACAGCAUGGGAGACGCAUCCCAGGAAAUCCCUUACAUUAUAGACUUCUUUCUGGCGAUGGCGCUGUGUAACACUGUGGUAGUGUCAUCACCUGGUCUGCUGCGACGUACCACAAAUCUGACACUGGAGGUCCCUCGCAACCCCAUCCGGGCCCUGGAGAACAUCAAGCUGCUCUUUCCUCGUUUUGGGGUCCCCCGCUUUGCGUCGCUCUCUUCCCCAGGGGGGACUGUAUUGCAGGCGACGGAGAGCCCCUCGAACUUUACUCAGAGACUGCUCUUCCGGAUGAAGGGUUCUGCCUCAUCCUUUGCUCUGCCAAAGAUGGAUAUAGGAGAAGGGGAGGAGUCUCAAGUCAGAGACCCCAGUCCAGCUCAGGAGGAACUGGGUGCCCUGGUUUCGGAGGCGGCUGAGGCGGAGCCCUGGCUGGAGGUGGAGUCUGGUGGGGACAGCGGGUUGGACCAAGACGAAGUGGAGGAGCUGAUGUACGAGGCGGAGAGUCCGGACGAGGCAGCGCUGGUCCAUGCCGCUCGGGCUUACAGGUGUACCCUGCGGGCCCGGACCUCAGAGAAGCUGAUAGUGGAUCUGCCAGGACUGGGCCACCUGACGGUGCCCCUGCUGCACAUGCUGCCCUUCGACUCCCUCCGCAAGAGGAUGUCCGUUGUGGUGCGGCACCCUCUCACCGGCCAGGUGGUGGUCUACACCAAAGGGGCCGACUCGGCCGUCAUGGACCUUAUCACCACACUUAAAGACGACAGGCAGGCUGCAGGAGGGCUGCGACACAUCCGAGAGCGCACUCAGCUCCAUCUGGACGACUACGCCCGCCAGGGACUUCGAACCCUGUGCAUAGCCACAAAGGUCCUGGAAGAGGAGGAUUAUGCAAUGUGGCUGAAGAGACACAGCUACGCGGAGACCAGCAUAGAGAACCGAGAGGAACUGCUGCAGGAGUCUACAAGCGAACUGGAGACCAACCUGACCCUGCUCGGUGCUACAGGAAUCGUGGACCAGCUGCAGGAGGAAGUCCCAGAGACCAUCGAAGCGCUGCAGGCAGCUGGGAUGAGGGUCUGGGUCCUGACCGGCGACAAGUACUUGCCAUUCUCAUUGAAGGUGCUGGCAGGUUAAACACCAACGCUGCCUCUUUCAUCGUCUUCUUCUCAGGAGGCUUGUGAAGUCUUGCUGGCAGACCUGUUGAAAACUGUUGAGGAUGGGAGGGGCACUGUAAGCGGUUUCACGCUCGUUAUCGACGGCUGGACGCUGGAGCUGGUGCUGCGGGGGGGCCAGGAAGAUUCCUUCCUGAAGCUGGCUGGGUGCUGCAGGGCUGUCAUCUGCUGCCGCUCCACCCCCCUGCAGAAGAGCCAGGUGGUCCAGCUGGUGCGGGAUAAGUUGGGGGUCGUGACCUUGGCCGUGGGAGAUGGUGCCAAUGAUGUAAGCAUGAUCCAAAUGGCAGAUGUGGGAAUUGGAAUUUCAGGCCAGGAAGGCAUGCAGGCCGUGAUGUCCAGUGACUUUGCUAUCUCCAGGUUUAAGCACCUCCGUAAGCUGCUUCUUGUUCAUGGACACUGGUGCUAUACCAGGCUUGCCAACAUGAUCCUCUACUUCUUCUACAAGAAUGUGGCCUACGUGAAUCUCCUUUUCUGGUACCAGUUCUUCUGUGGUUUCUCAGGCAGCACCAUGACCAAUUACUGGGUUCUCAUCUUCUUCAACCUGCUGUUCACCUCUGCCCCACCGCUGCUGUAUGGCAUCCUGGAUAAGGAUGUGUCUGCUGAUAUUCUUCUGCAGCUGCCUGUCCUCUACCAGGCAGGACAGGACUCUCUGACUUACCUGCCUUCAACUUUCUGGUACACCAUCCUGGAUGCACUUUACCAAAGUCUAGCCUGUUUCUUCGUCCCUUACUUUGCAUAUGCUGACUCUGACAUCAGCGUAUUUUCCUUCGGGACACCUAUUAACACUUCCGCCCUGUUCAUCAUCCUCCUGCAUCAAGUAAUCGAGAGCCGGACACUGACAUGGAUGCACAGUACAGUACUGCUGGGCAGUGCCCUCCUCUACUUUGUGUUCACACUCGUGUUCAGCAGCACGUGUGUCACCUGCAACUCCCCCUCCAACCCCCUGGGCAUCGAUGUGCGGCACAUGUCAGAUCCGCUCUUCUACUGCGUGUGUGUCCUCACGGCCGUGCUGGCACUGCUGCCCAGGAUCCUGUACCGCAGCAUCAGCAAUAGCAUCUGCCCGACUGACCUGAUGAAAGCAGCCCAGCUGGAUAGGCUGAACCCUGAGGAGCGGAAGAGGAGCAUUCAGCUCUGGAGAGCCAAUCAGCUGGCAGCUCUGGAGAGCCAGUCAGGUGGAGGCGGGCCCCUUCUUAUUAACCCGGAGGAUGAGGCCAUCAAACAGAGUGGCAGCACUACAGACUCUGUUGUCUCCUGAUCUCAGCAGAGACCCAGGUCUUGAACCAAACACUACCUUUGCUGAUCUGAGAGGCACAGCAAAUGACAGUAUUCUGAUGGCCUUUUCUUGAGUGCUAAAGACUGACCUAACCCCAGGUACUUAAGGGACUGGCUGACCCUGCUUUCUCAAAUGCAUGACGCUUUGGGUAAAAGCUCCUGGUCAAUAAAUGCAAAUGUGUUAUGCUACAUGAGACGUUUGUUUCCUGUAGCCUGAAACUGGCAAGACCACACAACCUUCAUUUAUGGCUUUCAAGAGUCGAUAUAUUUGAAAGGCAGUCUUUACUGGGAAACUCAAAAUGCUUGUCUUGAAUAACUAUAUGACUGUGUCAUGCAGCAUUUCUGAAUACACUGAGUGAUUGACUUGGUUUCUGUGUAUUCGUAAACACCAACUUUUGCCAGAAGUCUUUCAAUUACAUUGUCUAGUGCAGGUUCACUAUAAUUGUCAGCAUAGCUGACAGAUAUUUGUGUAGUGAUGUGUGCCUGAAAUGAUAUAAAAUGUUACAAUUUUGUCUCCUACACUGCUUGUGAGGAAGCACUUCAGACAAGACACAAUGCAUUAUUUAGAGAUUUUGGUGAUAGAUUUCAGAGAAAAAUUAUCUUAGGCUGAAUCGAAUCUAUUGCUGCAUUUUUGUUCUGCUGUUGUAACUGGCUCAGCUGGUUUUCAUAAGUUGGACAGUACAUUAAUCAGUACAGGACUUUACCUUUUUCUGGGAAGUUGCUCAGUGUGUGCUUGUUGCAUUCUACAGUGAUAUGUCAUUAGAUUUACUGAUGGCAUUGUUACUUGAUGAACUAGUCUGUCCUGUUUUGCACAAAUUCUAUUAAUGACAUCAUCAUGAUACCUGGUGAUUUGUUUACAAGCCAUCUGACAGUUGUCUAAUAUAUUAGCAGCCUCAAUACAUGUACUUCUAAUAUCAGAAUGAGUUCUUUUAGUGUGCUCUCUUCCUGCAUAGGUGAUGGAUGUGGCCUUAUGGUCAGCUCAUGGGAGUUUUACUUACACGAAAAUGUUCUGAGUGCAGAAGGAAUAAUGAUUGGUUCAGAGAGAUAACCAAACAGACUGUAGAGGAGGUGAGCCCAAGCAAGUAGAGUAGGUAAGACCAACCAAUCAGAUGUUUUGGUCCUGCUUCCUCUAGUUGCUUGGACCCACCUCCUCUACAAUUUGAUUGGUUAUCUCUCUGAACCAAUUAUUGUUCCUUCUGCCCUUAGAACAUUUUUGUGUAAGUAAAACUCCCAUGAGCUUGCGUUCAUGCAAUGCUUUCAUAAACAUUUUUGUAUUGUGCAGAUAAAGUGUGGAGGCAGAUUGAUCUCACUGUAAUAAAUGAGCAUUUUCUUAUUGUUUUUGUAGCUUGAUUUUGAAACAAGAAUUUGAUACAAUGAUGAAUACAUAUGUAAGGUAUGCAUUGCACUUCUAUACCACUCUGUAAACAUUGCUGCAGUAAAUCUUUUGUACCAAUCAUUGUAGAUUGUGCAGGUUAACUCUCACUGCACUGUACCUCUUAGGGGUAUCAGUGUGUAUUCCUAUAAACCCAAUCUACACUAUAAAAUUUUGCAAAUAAAUCUUUAAUAUAACA
This is a messenger RNA of Paramormyrops kingsleyae, 6217 nucleotides long. NCBI's taxonomy places the organism in Eukaryota, Metazoa, Chordata, Actinopteri, Osteoglossiformes, Mormyridae. The record is from RefSeq and is a predicted model, not a curated record.